Molecule: messenger RNA, 645 nt
Organism: Chrysochloris asiatica (Cape golden mole)
Lineage: Eukaryota; Metazoa; Chordata; Mammalia; Afrosoricida; Chrysochloridae
Gene: TEX38
Product: testis expressed 38
Exons: 2
Coding region: 1-645 (214 amino acids)
Source: RefSeq, a predicted model, not a curated record
AUGGAUUCUCCACGGGAGGACCUGAGCCUCCCUGGCGUGUGGGUCUCACUGUACUUUGGAUUCCUGGGGCUGUGUUCUGUGGCAACUGGUGGCUGCAUUCUCUUUCUACACUGGAGGAAGAAUUUGCGACGAGAAGAGCGUGCCCAGGAGUGGGUUGAUGUGAUGAGAGCCUCCACAUUCACCUACAGUCCGCUGUUAUAUUGGAUUAACAAGCGACGGCAGUAUGGCAUGAAUGCAGCUAUCAACAUGGGCCCUCCCCCUGCUGUCACUAAGACCGAGACUGAGGCCCCAAAUUCAGAUGCUCUGUGGGAAUUCGAUGUCCAUGAAGGCAUGGACCAUUCUGUCCAUGACAGCACUCCCAAAGUGGAAGCCCCUGUCUCCCUGCAAUCUGCGCUGCAGCUGAUCCCUCAACAGCCUCUACCCACCCUAAUGCCGAAGCCUCAGGCCAGCUCUCCACUGCCGAUCCCCAUUUUUGAGGAGGUGCCCUAUGCCUUGUCCAUGUGCAACCUACCCCCCAUGCUGAACCAUUCUGUCUCCUACCCUUUGGCCAUCUGUCCUGAGAGGAAUAUCCACUUUCAUUCCCUUCCUAACAUGGCCCGUGGUGACCACCGGGCCAGUGCCAAGCCUUUUGCUUCCGAAUUGUAG